GAGGAGAUGUGCCUGCUUCACUCGGACGCCGCCCUGCUGAGCCGCGGCGGCGCCGCGCAGCGGCUCCCAGGCGAGCGCGCGGUGCGCCUCCAGCGCCGCAGCCGGGCCGCCGCCGCGGGCACGGCAGGACCCCGCAGCAGCGCCGGCGCGGCCCCUGCCUCCGACGUCGCCGUCGACGGCCUCGGCAGCCCGUCGAAGGUCGCGGCGCCUGGCAUCGCCAGAGCGGGCGCCGGCCCUGGCGCGGGAAACAGCAGCACUGCCACCGCCGCGCUGCCGGGCGCCGGCGGCGCUGGCGAGAAGGCCCGCGCGGCUGGAGGCGCGGGGCGCGCGCGCCCGGGGCGCGGCCAGGGCGAGCUGCUGGCCGCCGCGAGGUCUGCCGUGAUGACGUCCAUCAGCAGAGCCGCACUGGCGGCUCCCAUCACACACCACGCUGUACUGAAGAAGCGAGCUGACAAGGACGCAGCGGGCGCCUCUCUGCUCGGCAGGGGCAGCAGGCCUGCCCGCGGGCGGAGGGAGCUGCGCCACGUCCUGGACUGCGCGCUGCUCUUCGUGGCCUCAGGUGCGCUCAUCGCUCUGGCCGGGGUCGCGAGCUUCGGCUUCUCCAGUCGGAAGGAGAAUUGGUGGUCCAAGUCGGCGGCAGAGGAUAUUGGCUUGGCGAGCGCCGAGGCUUAGCGCUCAGCAGG
Prorocentrum cordatum is the source of this 683-nucleotide messenger RNA. NCBI's taxonomy places the organism in Eukaryota, Dinophyceae, Prorocentrales, Prorocentraceae. The record is from the annotation of a GenBank genome assembly.